CCAGGGCCGGCGAUCCGCGGCGCCCCUGCUUCAGGUGUUGGGGCGGCUCCACGUCGACUGUGCCCUGUGGCCUCCGUGAACCUAGGCCGCCCCCAGCGUCCGGACCACCGGCCCUCGGCUCCCGUGAAAGCCAUGGCGGGGCCGGGCCCUGGGGACCCAGACGAGCAGUACGAUUUCCUGUUCAAAUUGGUGCUGGUGGGCGACGCGAGCGUGGGCAAGACGUGCGUGGUGCAGCGCUUCAAGACCGGCGCCUUCUCGGAGCGCCAGAGCAGCACCAUCGGCGUCGACUUCACCAUGAAGACGCUGGAGAUCCAGGGCAAGCGGGUCAAGCUGCAGAUCUGGGACACAGCCGGCCAGGAGCGAUUCCGCACCAUCACCCAGAGCUACUACCGCAGUGCCAACGGGGCCAUCCUUGCUUAUGACAUCACCAAGAGGAGCUCCUUCCUGUCAGUGCCUCAUUGGAUUGAGGACGUAAGGAAGUAUGCUGGCUCCAAUAUUGUGCAGCUGCUGAUCGGGAACAAGUCGGACCUUGGCGAGCUCCGGGAGGUUCCUCUGGCUGAAGCACAGAGCCUGGUAGAACACUAUGACAUCCUGUGUGCCAUUGAGACGUCUGCCAAGGACUCAAGCAACGUGGAGGAGGCCUUCAUGAGGGUGGCCACGGAGCUGGUCAUGAGGCACGGUGGUCCUCUUCUCAGUGAGAAGAGCACAGACCACAUCCAGCUGGAUAGCAAGGACAUUGGAGAAAGCUGGGGCUGCGGGUGCUGACGGGGGUGCAGGGCAGGGAGGCAGGCAGGGGCCUCCCCAUCUCCUCUCUGGUCUGCUAAGCCCAACCCUCCAGAGCUGGCCCUCUAGGGCACCAGCGAUUCUAGAUCAGCUGGAUAAAGUCCUGGAAUUAUUCAUCCCAUGGCCUGGAUGCUUGAUGGCAAAGCUACCCUGAAGAAGUAAGAAGCAGGAUUCCUCCUGUAGGAGGCCUGUUGGCACAGGGUAGGGUGUGGGACCCAUCCUGCCAGUCAGCAGCUUUCCCUCUCAUGCUCUUCACAUUUCAGGACUGGCCCAAGCUCACCAGUGUGGACUGCAGCUGGAGAGGGGCCAGGAAUGUGCCUCCCCUGUUCUAUACAUACUGGUUCUAACCAUCUCAUACUUUGUGUCUACUGCAGCUAUGGCAGCAGGUUGCUGCUCUCUAGGGAUGAGGUUGGUGCCCAGGUCAUUCCAGGGCCUCCAUAUGCAGCUGUAGAGAGCAAGAGCAACCAGCCCAAUAGGCUGGUUUCUGAGCAUAACCCCAAGGAAGCCCUAACUCCUUCCAGGCAAGGAACCUUGUUUCUUCACUGCCAGCUCUAAGCUCACAGACACCAUGGGGCCCAGCUUGCUGCCUUAGCAAGACGUCUCAAGUGUUCUGGUUUUCCAUGUAGCUUCUUGUUUUUAUUUUCAAAAAUGUAGGAUCACAGCAAAGCAGGGAUUGUCUGCUGGCUUGGGGCCCAAAGUUUUGUCACUCAGAUUACAAAACCAGUUAAUUCUUCAGUAUUGGGGCCUCAGAAGCUUGUGAGUUGGGAGAAUGAGAUAGGAAUGUGGACAUUUAAGGGAAAAGUAAAAUUUUGCAUCCUUGAAGUUCAGGUCUGAAAAAUCUUUCCUGUCAUUUUUAGAGCAUCAGCUCCCCCACUGCUCCCAGUCUAGCUUAUAGAGUUUCCCAAACUAAAAAGACAAGGCUCUGGUAAUUCUGAGUCUGGCCAUUUCACCCCCAUGGGUCCACCUGCCCUGAACAGCCUCAAUGUGUGCAGGGUGCUGAGGUUAGAAAGCAGGUUGGGGCUGAGAUCACGGGGGGUCUUCAAAGCAGCACCAUACUCUGCAGUGUAACUCAGAGGAUACAGGGACUGGACUUGGGUGAUCUUCCUAAGCCAAUUCCAGUUCCUCCUUGUCAGCCCAGUCCAGCCCUCCGGCCCCUCAGUGUGGGGCCUCAGAAAAUAAACUGCUCUCAGAGCCAUGGGCUAGGCCACAUCAUGGAGAGACAGCCCAGAGCUUAUUAGAGCCCAGGCAGCACCCCAAGCUCAGUCCUAGUCCCCAAUGCAGGCAGUGGCACUUCAGCUCAGACUUCCCUUGCUUUCUACUCCAAGCACUUUGGUCUGUGUUGCCCCCUUUCCCAGGCAGGCCUGGCUACAGAACAAGAAGCCAAACCUUUUACAGCAGACCUAUAGCAGUCUGGAAAGAUAGGGUUGAGCAUGAAUGGCUGAGACUGAAACAGGCAGGGCAGGUGGCUCCCUUUCAAGCAGGGAGGCAGCCAUGGAACUGCUGAGCCUGGUUCUGGAGGGGAAGAAUGUUAGCCUGGUUGGGCCAGAAGCUACUGAGGAGCAGUCUAUACUGAGGGGAAUCAGCCCAUUGUUAGCUGGAGUGGGGUGGAAGCUGGGAGCAAGAAGGCUGCCUGGCUUCCAUCCUCCAUGGCUUUGCUGAUGGAUGAGGCCCAGUUGCUGGCAGGGAGAGGAGAGUUGGUACCUGCCUGGCCCCUCCAUUGCAGUGUCAGGGCUCCACCUGCAGAGUAGAAAAUGCCCAUCACUGAGGGGCUCCCCAAAGAGGAUUCCAUUGAGGCCAAGGGCCAAGGUCCUCCAGCCCCAUGACCUCUCUGCUAAGGGCUAAUAUUUUGGCAGAGCUGGGCGUUGAACUUAGGCCCCAGCUAGAUAUCUCAUGAAGCCUUACCUGCUGCUUUCAGGUGGGAAGCAGCAAGGGGUCUUGGAGUAGAGGCAUGGGCCUGCAUCCCUAUGAUUGACUUGCAGCUCCAGUUCCAGCUGAGAGUACAGGCAGCCACUAGACCCCUCUUUCCCCCAGCCUCGCAGAGCCUAGGGAAAGAGGCCCCUCUACCCCUUCAUACGGAUGUCCUUGGCAUAAGGAUCCAGGGUAGGCACAAGAAUAGGUAGAUAGCUGGCUGUGACAAGCUCACUUGUCACUUUGGAAUGUGAGUCAUUCCCCCCACCUUUAAGGCAGGAGGCCUGAAACCCUGCAAAGACUUGUCUUAGAAGGAGAAAGGAACAGUGGGCCUAGCCUGAGACCAGGGAGGCUUCUCACUGGUAACCUCUUGGUUUACCCAGAAAUCAAGGAAACAACUCUUCAUUUCUUCCCCUUUCACAAUCCUGAGAUGUUUGAAACUGGGUUGAAUCGAUCUCCUGCUACCCCAUCCUCCAUGCAUGGAACAGCCUCACUCCAGGGGUUUAGCCUUGAAAUUGGGGGUUACCUUGAGCUCCUCACCCACCCACCCCCACCACAGUGCUUGGAAACUACCUCCACAGUGCCCUGUCCUUUGCUCCUGACAGGCCCGUCCUCUCACCUGAACAUGUCACUGAUCUCCUUGGUUCCUGGGCUUCUAGCCUCCACUGCCCCAACUGACCCUCCUGCUGCUGUCAAAGUGUCAGUUGUGAAAGGUCAUUCCUGGCCCUGCCAUCCUAGGGUACUCAGAAUGCUGUCCACACUUGACCCAGACAUCCAAGGCCUUCACAGCUCCACCCUGGCUUCUGUCCAUCACCUGCUUAUUCCUCAGGAGCACCCUCUGUGUAGGCCAACCCCUUCCUGACCUCCCCCUACUUACUGACCCUGCCUUUUUGUUUAUGUUGUUUAUAAUCCCACAAAUGACCCAGCUGGACACCCCUGAGAACUGGCCCCACCUCAAGCUAAUCUCUUGCUCAUAGUACCCUCUAGCAAGAGUGAGUUCUUUCCCCACCCCUUGGCCUGUGAGGUUCCUCCACCCAAUGGGCUGAAGCCAUUUCCUUUAGGCUCCUAGAGAGAUACUUCCUGGCCCUCAACCUCAGACAUAAAUGCUGGUGUUCAGGGCCUGGCCUAGGGUGUGGUAUUGACUACAUGGAGUCCCCAUCAGGCUGGGGCCUCUCUACUUCUCUGGGCUUUAAUUCUGUGUCAGAUGGGGUAAGAGAAAAUGGAGGAAGUAUGUGAGACAGGAAACAAGGCUUACCUCUGUUUCCUCUCCCAGCAGCCUCUGGGGCAAGAGAACAGUUUAAUCUCUGUUUAUUUAUUUUAUUUUUAGAGAGGGAAGAAGAGAGAGAGAGA
Molecule: messenger RNA, 4041 nt
Organism: Molossus molossus (Pallas's mastiff bat)
Lineage: Eukaryota; Metazoa; Chordata; Mammalia; Chiroptera; Molossidae
Gene: RAB43
Product: RAB43, member RAS oncogene family
Exons: 3
Coding region: 133-765 (210 amino acids)
Biological process (GO): protein secretion; regulation of exocytosis
Molecular function (GO): GTPase activity; GTP binding
Source: RefSeq, a predicted model, not a curated record